GCUGUGGGAUAGUGGCAGUAUAAAGUAUAUCCUCUCUCGGACAGAGAUAAGAAGCCCAAGGCAGGAGGGGAUGAAGAUGGCGGACGCCAAGCAGAAAAGGAAUGAACAGUUAAAACGGUGGAUAGGCUCGGAGACAGACCAAGAGCCACCUAUCCUGAAAAAGAAGAAGACGAAGGUGAAGUUCGACGAUGGCGCCGUGUUUUUGGCAGCCUGCUCCGCCGGCGAUACCGAGGAGGUGCUACGAAUGCUGGACCGGGGAGCUGACAUCAACUACGCCAAUGUAGACGGUCUCACUGCCCUACAUCAGGCCUGCAUAGACGAUAACGUGGACAUGGUGACGUUCCUGGUGGAGCACGGGGCGGGCAUCAACCAACCUGACAAUGAGGGCUGGAUCCCUCUUCACGCUGCGGCCUCUUGUGGAUAUGUGGACAUAGCCGAGUAUCUAAUCAGUAAGGGUGCAAGUGUGGGCGUGGUCAAUAGCGAGGGGGAGACGCCAUUGGACAUCGCCGAGGAGGAGGCCAUGGAGGAGCUUCUGCAGAACGAGAUCAACCGACAAGGAGUGGACAUCGAGGCGGCCAGGAAAGAGGAAGAGAGGAUCAUGCUGCGAGACGCGCGGCAGUGGCUCAACAGUGGCCAAAUCAACGACGUGCGGCAUGCCAAGUCGGGAGGCACGGCAAUGCAUGUCGCCGCUGCCAAGGGAUACACAGAGGUUUUAAAGCUUUUAAUCCAGGCAGGGUAUGAUGUAAAUAUUGAAGACUAUGACGGCUGGUCUCCCCUCCACGCCGCAGCUCACUGGGGGAAAGAGGAGGCAUGUAGAAUACUUGUGGAGCAGCUGUGCGACAUGGAAGUCAUCAAUAAAGUGGGUCAAACAGCGUUUGAUGUAGCCGAUGAGGACGUCCUCGGCUAUUUAGAGGAGUUGCACAAGAAACAGAAUCUGCUUAUGAGCGAGAAGAAGGACGUGAAGAAGUCACCUUUGAUAGAAACUACCACCACUGGGGAUAACAAUCAGUCACUGAAACCACUGAAGAGCAAAGAGACUCUCCUGCUGGAGCCGGAGAAGACUGCGCCACGCAUUGAGACCUUGGAGCCAGAGAAGGUGGACGAGGAAGAGGAGGGCAAGAAGGACGAGUCCAGCUGUUCCAGCGAAGAAGAGGAGGAGGAAGACUCAGAGUCUGAAAAUGAAGCAGAGAAGAGUAAACCGGCCACUACAGCCAGAGAUACCAACAGCACAACCCCAGCGCCAGCCACAGUUUCCUCCCCAACUAGUCCAACCAACCAGGUGACCCCCACCUCGCACGUCAAGAAGGAGACCGCGGCCUCUGCAUCCGUCGAGGAGAGCACUGCAGAGGAGUCUGAGUUUAUUACUCCCCUCACACCUGUGGCGGAGCCAGGCUGUCCUGCAUUGUGGCGUCAAGGCUUGCGCAAAACUGGCAUUUCUCUUGUGCCCAAAAAAGCUAUGCUCGCCUCGUCUGGUGGCAAAGUUUCGCCCAGGGACGACAGCAAGGAUGAAUCGCCGUCCUCGUGGCGCCUGGGUCUGCGCAAGACGGGCAGCUAUGGCGCCCUGGCCGAGAUCACCGCCACCAAGGAGGCCAGUAAGGAGAAGGACACGGCCGGCGUGAUGCGCUCUGCCUCCAGCCCCCGCCUGUCCUCCUCGGUGGACAACAAGGACAAAGAAAAGGAGAAGGAGAAAACCCGACUGGCCUAUGUGGCUCCCACCAUCCCCAGGAGGCUGGCCAGCACGUCCGACAUCGACGAGAAGGAGAACAGGGAUUCUGCUGCUAGUUUGGUACGCAGUGGCUCCUACACCAGGAGACGCUGGGACGAUGACCUGAAGAACAGUGAAGGAACCGCGUCCCAGAACAGAACCAGCUAUCAGCGCAGCACGUCCCACACGCUAGCGCUGGGCCGGAGCGGCAGCACGCGGGACGUGCCGGCCAAGUCCCCCUCGGCCUCCAGCCUGGACCCUAACACCUGUAACACUAAACCCUGGCAGUCCUCGUCCUACUACCAGUCUUACAGCAUUCACCGAAGCGGUUCGUUUGGACGGAGGAACGAGGACUCCUCCACCACCACCCCCUCCACUACCACCACCACCACCUCCUCCACCCUGAGCGGCGGCUCCAGCGUCACCUCCCCCUCCGGCCACCGCAGCCUGCUGUCCAGCCUGGGCUCGGGCUCGUCCUCCACCUCUAGCCGCCCCUCCGCCACCAGCCUCUCCAGCAGGUACUGGGCGGAGGAGAGCGCGGAGAGGGAGAAGGAGAAAGAGAGGGAGUCGGCCGCGGUCAUCCCCACCAUCAACACUGCUUCCACCACCACCACCUCCACCUCCACUACUGGCACUGUGCUGGGCUCGGAGAGCCGAGAGCGACGCAGAUCAUACCUCACUCCUGUCCGCGAUGAAGAGUCGGAGUCCCAGAGAAAGGCCCGUUCCAGACAGGCCAGACAGUCUAGAAGGUCCACCCAGGGGGUGACCCUGACCGACCUGCAGGAAGCGGAGAAGACCAUCGGGCGCCCUCGCCCCAGCACGCGCCGCGAGGACGAGAAGGACGAGAGGGAGAAACAGGACAAGGAGAAACAGCAGGAGGAGAAGAAGGAGACGGAGACUAAAGAGGAUGACUACAGGUCACGCUACGAGAGCUAUCAGCGCUACCGGCCCGGCUCGUCCUCCUCUGCAGCCAACACCACGUCCAGCGCGGCGCCCACCACCACCUCCUCCAGCAGCUCGCUCUACUCCUCCAGCGCUCUCAACCGCCCCAACAGCCUCUCCGGCAUCACCUCCACCUACAGCCGCUCCUCGCGUGACACAGAGAAAGAGUCGGAUAAGAAGGAGGAGGAGAAGGAGGGCGAGGACAAGUCCCAGCCGCGCUCCAUACGGGAGCGCCGACGCCCCCGAGAGAAGAGGCGCUCCACCGGGGUCCCCUUCUGGACUGCGGAUAGCGACGAGAAUGAUCCGGAUCAACAGUCCGACUCAGAAGAGGGCAGCACUAAAGGCGAACCACAGAGUGACCGGCUGUCCAGGAACGACUCGACUAGCACUUCCUCCAUCGACCGUUACGAGCACCUGUCAAGCCGUGGCUAUGGCGAAGGGCGGAGGCCGUACAGUAGCCGGCUGGAGAGAGACGACAGCACUGAUUAUAAGAAGCUUUACGAGCAGAUCCUAGCAGAAAACGAGAAGCUGAAGGCGCAGUUACGCGACACGGAUCUGGAGCUGGCCGACCUGAAGCUCCAACUGGAGAAGGCCACACAGAGGCAGGAACGCUUCGCUGAUCGCUCGCAGCUGGAGAUGGAGAAAAGGGAAAGAAGGGCUCUAGAAAGGAAGAUUUCUGAGAUGGAGGAGGAACUUAAGAUGCUACCAGACUUGAAAGCAGAUAACCAGAGACUAAAGGAUGAAAAUGGAGCCCUGAUUCGAGUCAUUAGCAAGCUUUCCAAAUAGAACAGAACCUUACACCCCCCCCCCCCCCCCAUUCACCUGCUGCCCCCCUUCUCUCGGUGUCUGUGCCACCCCCCCCACGUCCCAACCCAUGGCAGCAAACUAAUGGUAUUGCACAUUUAGAUAUUAAUUGCAAACAGACAUGAGUGACAAGAAAAGCUCCUUCUCUCCUGAUCAGUCUUUUCUCUGUUUUUUACACCGUUUUAUUUUCUAUUUUUUCCCCCUCUCUCUCUCUCUCUCUCUCUCUCUCUCUCUCUCUCUCUCUCUCUCUCUCUCUCUCUCUCUCUCUCUCUCUCCUUUGUAUCCUCUUUGUACCCCCUUUUUGCUCACUCCUCCACUGCAACACUCACCCCACCCUCCCUCACACGUUCUCCGUUAGAUUGUUCAUAUAAAAUGAUUAUGUUUCUUUUACACCGCUGACCCUAGACAGGACCACUGAGUUUACAGCAAGCGACAGCGGUGCAAACAGCAUUCAGAAGAAGAAGAUAAAAAAAAAAAAAAAUAAGUUGAAAAUCCUAGUGGGCAGGGAACGCCUCGAAAACUAUUUAACCAAUAAGCCUUAGUUGUAUAUAAAUGAAAGAAGGAAGACAAUGAGAAACACUUCGCUUUGAUCUCUUGGGAUGUCACAGAAGAACAGUUAUAUUCACCACCUUUUUUUUUUUAAUUUUAUUUGUGCCACAGAAUUUUUUUUCUUUCUUUCUUUCUUUCUUUCAUUUAUCCCCCCCCCCCAUGUCCCCUUCUUUCCUUCCCUCCGUACCAAUGUCUGUGUUAUAAAGGGGAGUUUAGGCAUGGUGCUGGUCUCCCUCAAGCCCUGUGUGUCACCCCCCCCCUUGCCCAAAGUGCCACACAUGUCCUCACGCCUCCCUAAAGGCCUGGAGGCUCUGACCUUUCAACAUUCCCCUUCUGUGCUUCUGGACACACACAUACACACACCACACACCACACACACACGUCUCUCCCCAUGCCUCUGGAUGAACCUGUGUGUUGGCAUGAUCCUCUAGGAGGGCAAACGAAUUUCUCGCUUUACUGAAACAGGUGGACCUGGUGGAAUUUAAGCUUUCACUGUAUGUGCAAUAUGCAUUUCUUUCAUAUUAAAAAAAAUGCUUUAAUGACGAGUCCCAUCACUAUUAAAGGGUUUUCUCCUUUUUCGUCCCCCACCUCCAUCGCUUGCUCCCACCUCUCCUCCCUCUCUCUUUCCCUCUCCAAUUUUUUUUCUCUCUUUUUAAAGUUUGUAGUGUAGUCGUUGGUUUAUAUUCUUAAAU
This is a messenger RNA of Alosa alosa (allis shad), 4692 nucleotides long. It is a transcript of the gene ppp1r12a, whose product is annotated as protein phosphatase 1, regulatory subunit 12A. NCBI's taxonomy places the organism in Eukaryota, Metazoa, Chordata, Actinopteri, Clupeiformes, Clupeidae. The coding region runs from base 71 to 3433 and encodes 1120 amino acids. The transcript is spliced from 28 exons. Gene Ontology annotation, biological process: signal transduction. Gene Ontology annotation, cellular component: Z disc; cytoplasm; A band. Gene Ontology annotation, molecular function: enzyme inhibitor activity; phosphatase regulator activity; protein kinase binding. The record is from RefSeq and is a predicted model, not a curated record.